CCCUAGCGGAGUGUGUAGUAGGUAGAGGUUAGAGGUAGAAUACACAAGUGGAAUCAAAGAUGGCGAACUGAGGGUAGGGCUCGUCACAGCGUUCGAACAUCAGUGUUCCUGGAGGAACUGCGAGGUACUUAGAGCUGACUGAUGGUGAUGGUAGGGGGGUAAUCAGAUCUUGAGCCACUGGGAGUAGAAGAAUCAUACUACAUAUCACUAUACUACUACUACCACUACUAAUAAAAAAAAAGCUAUCGUCUAUUAUGUCAUUCAUCAAAAGAGCGCGUCUAACUUGGUCUUUAAGCCCACUGAGUAAUACCGGGGACCGGAAGUAAUUUAAUUAGGAGCGGCGUGCAGGGGCACGUACUAGCACAAUCGCUCCCACAGCUCUUACAGUCUUAAUACAUAACAUUUAACAUACACCAACGGCUAUCACACACACGUCCUCUAUUUAUAAUAUCCACUCUAGUCAUUAUUUACGGCUACAAAUAAACCCAUAAACUGUAAAUCGCCUCCGUGAAAAAUUCUACCUAAGCUACAGUUUGAAAUCAUCAAAAUCACUUAAAAAAAAAAAAAAAAAAAAAAUUAAUUCUUCAAAUUUGUUAAAUUUAAAAUUACGAAGAAUUAGCUGCGACAGAAGAACCAUUGAAUUAAAUUGAAAAGAGGGUGAAAGCUCUCAUGCUCAGGUACGCCGACAAUAUCGACCUUGUAAUUGCGCCUGCGUGGUAAAAAGCGCGCAAUAAUAAAGUACCUCUCAUAAAUAGAAUUAGUCUUAAAGCUAUCUACAAAAAGCUCCUACAAGUGACCCCGGGAAGAUUUAUAGAAAGAGCUUGUCUUGCUCCAUUCAGUUAUUCAUUCAUGGAUUGAAUUUUCCGAGGCAGGAGAUUCCAACGCCUUGAUCGACCGGGAAUCGUCAAAAAGCUAGACUUAAAGUAAUUUCGACGCUUAGACCCAAUAAAAAGAGUAAAAAUGUCAAUUGGUGAAGAAAUCGGUAAUAAUUCUUUGAAGCUAAUCUAUAAAUAAUGUUAUCGAUUCCCCGGUUCGAUAACGCAACCACUAUUGUGUAACGUUAAAUAUAAUAUAUGAGUAUAAGUAAUACAAAGGAAAGAAGACAAGACCUUAUUAUUGAAAUAAUUUGUGGCGAUAAGCUUCGAUAAAACCUCGCACGUCCACUACACGCUACAUUCUUCGGUAAAUGCGUGUGCCUAGUAGAUGUGUGUGUCAUAUGUGGAUGUGUAUACGCACUGAAUGAUAAGGGACAGACAUAUGGACGGUUUUCCGGGUGUGACUUGUGUCCGCGGUCAGUCGAAGUAGCGAAGCUCGUGCGAUCAGUUUACUUUAAGUAGGUCUCUUUAUUUUUCCUUUUUUUUUUUUUUUUCGUUACAAUUGAUAUUGUUACAUUAUAUUACUUGCAGUGAAGUGAAUUGUAAUUAAAAGAACACAGUGAGAUAAUUAGUUAAAAUUACAAAGCAAUUUCUGCAAAUGUAGCCUUGGAUUGAUAAAAUGUCUUGCUGUGUAUGUACAUGUAUUGAUAAGAGGUCGUUAUGUUUGUUCUUUGUUUGAUAACGCCAGCGUUAAAGUCUCUGGAGCUGCGCAAGUAUAGAUCGAUUAGAUAUAAUAAUAAAAUAUACUUGUGAAAUUUAUUAGUCUGAGAGAAUAUUGAAGAUGACGAACACCCAGGAAAAUGGUAUGCAAGUGUCUGGUGAAGUUCAGGAAGAAGUUCAACUUACAGAGCUUUUGCCGGUUGAGCAGUCAAGAAUUGCCAAAGAUUUUAAGGACUUGGAAGGUACGGACGGGCUUAAGGCAUUAAGAAGUUUUGCGGGAAGUGAAUUUGAGGGGUUCAAAGUUUUUAGGAAGGGCAAGGGUAGUGAUAAAAGCGAGGGAUUAGAAAUUGGAGAUCAAGAAGGGAAGAAGAAUUACAAUUUAAGGAAGAAGAGGAAGCUUGAUUAUCUCAAGGAUGAAGUUUAUUAUUACCAGCAGGAUUCUGAAGGGGAGAGUGAUGACAGUAGCAACCAAAAUGUGUCUAAUAAUGUCAUCAAGGACAUGGCGAACAACUUCAGUGGAAAGGGUGAGAAGAGAAAGAAGGUGAAGGCAGAAGUUCCUAAGAAGAAGGAAAAGGUUUUGGAGAACAAUAAUGAGAGUGAAGCUAGCAAGUCCGAAGACAAAUCUGAGAAGAAGUACUGCUGUUUGAUGUGCGAUGCAAAGUUCAAAGGAAGCGGGGGAUUGAGAAACCAUUGGAAGGUUGUGCAUGCAGACGGCCCGUUUUACAAGUGUGACGAUUGUGGGAAAGAAUUUCCGCUAAAAGAGCGAUUGAAGCUGCACGUUCGCACCCAUACGGGGUUCAAGCCCUACAAGUGCAGCGAGUGUGACAAAAGCUUUGCAAGAGGAGGGCAAUUGGCGCAGCACAGAAGGACUCACAGCCACGCAAAACCUUACCACUGCUCGCUUUGUUCAGGAACUUUCACCUGUGCUGCGAAUCUGGCUUUACAUAUGAAGCGACACAACGGGCAAAAGGACCACAAGUGCGAUAUCUGUGGCCGAGGAUUCAUCAGAAGAGAUGCGCUGAAGAAGCAUCUUGAGUGUUUGCACAAAGAUGUUAAGUCCUUUUUAUGCGUGAUCUGCAACAAGACCUUCAAAGGACACCUGCCUCAGCACAUGAGGACCCACUGCCAGGAGAGACCUCACGGGUGUGCGACCUGUGGUCAGAGAUUUGCACAAAAGUCCCAGCUUACUGUUCAUCAAAGAACCCAUUCUGGACAAAGACCUUUUAGGUGUCUUGUAUGUUGGCAAGCUUUUGCCCAUUCGACUGCUCUUAAGUUACACACUAGGAGGCACACCGGCGAGAGGCCUUUCAAGUGCACCGAGUGCAAUGUUGGAUUCACCCAGUUACCGCACUGGAAGAAGCACAUGAAGUGCAUUCACAAGCGCCUUGAACCCUACAGUUGCAAAAAUUGCAACAGUUUCUUUCGGAUUAAAAAUGACUUGGAGAGCCAUGAGAAGAUGUGCUUGGCUGAAGAAGAUUUGGAGCCUACUGCUGAUGACAAUCAACGGUUUCGGUUGAUGAGCAUCGAGAAGAUGAGGCUGUUGUUGGCUGUUUUGUUGAAGAGGAUAUCCAAACCUGAGAAGCUUGACGAGCUUGGCUUCGGGAAGAGACUUAUUGAUGAAGUUCUUCAGGAUUCUUUGGUUACUGCUGGAAGAGAUCCGGUUGGAGGGGACCUUACGGAGUUGGAAGCUCUGAGGAAAAAUAUUGAGACGUUUUUGGAGUGGACGGUCCCUAGAGAGCAUUGGGAAAACUUCAAGAAACUCAACAAGACCCCGGAAGAAAUCCUUGAGACUCUGACGGCUACCUAACGGAUUGAUGCAUUGCUGAGAAAUAAACUUUUAGUGCCAUCUACCGUCUGCUGGAUAUCCUUGCCAUAUUAUUGUGAUUAUGUUAUAAGUGUUUGCUUUGUACUUUGGAUGCUUGCCAUUUGUUGGAAAAAUUUAUAAGGUUUAAGUGCACUAUUAUUACAUUAAUGAUUAAUUAUUUAAUGCCAAAUUUAUAGCCUUUACGUUGUGUUAUUGAUGGAGGAGUUUAUAUUGUUAAGUAGUUAGAUCACUUUGGCUUUAUAUUUACUUGUGUUAUUAAGUUUUUGGAAACUUAAGUUUAGUUGAUUAUUAUUAUUACUAUUAUUGGAUAGGUGAGUUAUAGAACUGCGAUAGAUAGGUGUAAGUCCAUGUGAACAGACAAUAAUGAUAUUAACUAAUGUAUUAGACACAUGAUUGAUUAUUUAUGAUAUUCUUAGUGAUAUCGUAGGAUCUUAUUGAGUAUAGGAGUUUUGAGGAUAAGGAAGCUUUGGCGAUUAAUCACUGACUGAUAAUGGUACUAAUUUCUUUCACUUCCAAAGAGUUUUACAAAGAUGUUCUUUUUUUACCAAAGUUUGUCCAAUUUUUUAGUUUGUUUAAGAUAUAGAGAGUUACGGAUUUUUGAAAAAUCGUAAUUUUUAAUCAUUAAUUUUAGUUUCUAUUUUAAAAAUGUUUUAUCACGAUAAAAUUGUGAAUGCACAUAGUGAAAAAAAGAUGUAGAAUAUUGAAAAAAUUUAGAGUUUUUUUACUUAGAUCUUUUAUGAAAUGAUUUUUUUUAAUUUUACGGAUAAGUAAAACCUAUUGUCAAGUUUAAUGAAUGCAAAAAAACUUUUUUGUUAUGAUUAUUAAGCAAAAAAUAUAAAUAAAACGGUUUGUAUUGUUAUGGAUCAGAGUCACUGAAUAAAGAUUGAGGUCAUUGAGGGCAUAAUUUGACUUGACGAUAAGGGAAACCUUGUAUCUUUUAAUAUCAUUCAUCGGAUCCGGUACCGUAAAAAAAUUACCAUUUUUGACCGGCGGAUCAAACCAAAAAAUAAUGAUUUUUAGAUAUUGUUCCCUACCGACUAAUUUAGUGCCAUAUUUUGUUUAAUUAAAAAACUAUUUUAAUUUUAUAAUUAUCUUUAUUUUUUAUUCAAUAAAAAACGUUAUAAAUUGUUAACAUUAGCUUGAAUAAAAAUUCUAAAAUAUAUGCUUAUAUCAUGUAAAUUCAUCACAAUCAUUAUAAUAAUAAUUACCUGUAUUAGAUAAAAACACGUAUAAAAUAUUUACUAUAUUUAUAUAAAAAUAUAACCUUACAAAAUUAAUUCACGCUAUUGACCACGAGAUUGACCAACCUUCUUGUAAGUCAAUUGUCGUUGGCUUAAUUUUCAAGUACUGAAAGAUAAAUAAAUAUUAUUAUAAUCUCAUAAA
This is a messenger RNA of Cotesia glomerata, 4743 nucleotides long. RefSeq names its product zinc finger protein 883-like. Lineage: Eukaryota; Metazoa; Arthropoda; Insecta; Hymenoptera; Braconidae. Gene Ontology annotation, biological process: regulation of transcription by RNA polymerase II. The transcript has 2 exons. Gene Ontology annotation, molecular function: DNA-binding transcription factor activity; RNA polymerase II cis-regulatory region sequence-specific DNA binding. The coding region runs from base 1657 to 3342 and encodes 561 amino acids. The record is from RefSeq and is a predicted model, not a curated record.